UGCUGCUUGUUCUUUCCGUCUGUCGAUUUAUUCUAUACUUUUUAAUAUGAAACCUCUUCUGUACAGUAGUUGGGCAGAGAAGAAAAAAAACCCGGGAAUAAAUACUUGAACCCAGAUAUCUUGGUGAAAUCUACAUUUCAGUGACGGAAUUCAUGUCUGGGGAGUGGGAGAAGAAGCAAAUAUUUUACCCAGAGAAACAGGUUGUCAAGUUCCGGUCUCUGGAUAAACAGGAAGAUGCUUUUACUCUAGAGCUGUCAAACACGAUGAAAUGUCACGAGGUGGAGAGAAGAGUCGCUAACCAGCUUGGUUUGAUUUAUCCAAUCGAAAUCGGCAUGACCAGAAUCAGACUUACACCUCACAACUAUCAGUCUAACCAACCUAAAUAUGAACCCGAGAGAUGGGGAAAUACAAGUCUGUUGGAUAUGCUGGGUCACAACUGUGAGAUGUUUGAUAUCCUAUAUUACCAAGUUCUGGAUACCCCUGCACGACAAUCAGCCCUAACUAUGAACAUUCCUUUCUAUCAUGCAGCCAGGGAUGAAUUGUCGGUUUAUAAUGUUGAGAGUCAUUCAUUGAGAACAGUUGGUGAUAUGCUCUACAAGUUAAAGUCAAAGGUUCAGCUAUCUCGUCCAAAUGCAGAACUUAGAUUGCUUUUAGUUCGCUCUAACAGUAUCCAAAAGAUUUACCCGCUUAAUGAAAGUUUCGACAAACUACCUAAAACAUGGUCGUUGCGGGCAGAGGAGGUUUUAGAGGGAGAGAAAUAUAUAGGUCCUCGUGACAUAAUGAUCCAAGUUAAUCACGUCAACAGAGAAGAAUUUAAACGAAAAAUGAAAAAGUAUCCAUAUAAUGGCUGUAAUUUUGGACACCCUUUUCUCCUCGUAAUCCAUGAAGAAGAGACUUUAGCUGACAUCAAACUGCGCCUGCAUGAGAAGUUUCAAGUCCCUGAUGAUGAGUUCUUCAAGUGGAAGUCUGCACGGGGUAAAUACUUUCAGGACUCUGACAUAUUAUUCCAUCACUUUGAGCGGGUAGAUGAUUGGUUAAAUAGAGGAAGUUCCCACUUUCCCGGUCUUUGCCUGGAGCACUGUUCCAAUUCCUGGAGAAGAACUUCUGCAUCAAAUCAGCAGCAAGAGGACAAGCUUAUGGUGGUGCAUUCACGUUACGUUCCGGGUCCCAAGCUGAUAGAAGAGAGACAAGCAGAAAUUGUUAACCCAGCGAAGAGUCUUCCAAUCAAGGAUUCAUCAUCUACAAGAUUUGUAUGGACAAUCAAAAACUUUUCUAAGUUGAACUCACUGGAACACUACUCUGAUGUUUUCUCUGUCAGCUGUUAUGAGUGGCGGGCAAUGAUUUUUCCAAAAGGAAACAAUGUGGAUCACUUGUCAGUGUACCUAAACACUGCAGACUCGACUAGUUCAGUGUAUGCGGAGUUCAGUUUGACAGUCGUGAAUCAAUCCCAUGCCAAGCAGACAUUGAGAAUAGAUACACAACAUGAAUUCUCUCCGAGACAAAGUAGUUGGGGUGUUGCAUCGUUGAUUCCUCUUAGUGAACUCAAUGAUCCUGGUAAAGGAUAUAUCAUAAAUGACACUUGUAUAAUUGAAGCCAAUGUGUCUGUUGUUCGACCUAUUAAAAAACAAAAGCUUGGGGUCCCUUCUAAGGAGAAGUCCAGUGACAAUCUUAUAAAGAACAAUGCUCUCUCAGGCAACUUGAAGGAAAAUCACGAUGAGGUAGUACCGGUGUUUGUGAAAGUCGAGGCACCAGAUGAAGAGAUGCCAAAUGAUGUUGCCACUAUUGAACCAUCCAAACUCUUAGGAAUUACAUCUUCUUUGCUUGAGUAUCCGUUAGCUGGUCAACUGUAUGAAGAGCCUCAAAACAUUCUUGAUGAGAAAUUUGAAGAAAUUGGAGGCUUCAGUGUUUUGAAGACACAGUCGUCUUUCACCCGUUUCUCUGAGAUUUCUCCAUCAAGGAUCGAAACAUGGGAGCGUAAGCUAAAGAUGGCUGAGAAGCUCGAAUUCAAUGUCAAGUGGCAUCGUCAGCGUUUUGAGGUUAUUAAAAAGGUUUUCUAUGACGAUUAUCAGUCUAUGCAGGCAGAAAAGGCACGUUUUAUCCAAGUAGAAGAUGAAUUGAAGAAGGCACGAGAAGCCAUAUCUGCCAUGGAGAUUGAGAAGGAAAUGUAUUUAGAAAAAGUGAACCGUUAUCUCUUUGAUGGAUCUUUAUAG
This is a messenger RNA of Papaver somniferum (opium poppy), 2210 nucleotides long. Its product is annotated as ubiquitin carboxyl-terminal hydrolase 12-like. Gene Ontology annotation, molecular function: protein binding. Lineage: Eukaryota; Viridiplantae; Streptophyta; Magnoliopsida; Ranunculales; Papaveraceae. Bases 153 to 2210 code for a protein of 685 amino acids. The record is from RefSeq and is a predicted model, not a curated record. The transcript has 17 exons.